Trichoderma citrinoviride is the source of this 5562-nucleotide messenger RNA. RefSeq lists its product as hypothetical. Bases 1 to 5562 code for a protein of 1853 amino acids. Gene Ontology annotation, cellular component: transcription factor TFIIIC complex. Lineage: Eukaryota; Fungi; Ascomycota; Sordariomycetes; Hypocreales; Hypocreaceae. The record is from RefSeq and is a predicted model, not a curated record. Gene Ontology annotation, molecular function: DNA binding. The transcript is spliced from 2 exons. Gene Ontology annotation, biological process: transcription initiation at RNA polymerase III promoter; 5S class rRNA transcription by RNA polymerase III.
AUGGCACUGGAACUCGAAGGGCUAAUCGCUCGUGUAUUGCUUAUCAUAUCAUGUGCUGGUGAAGAAGCUCUCCAACUCUCCGACGGUGCUGCCAGUGCCUUCCACAAUGCUCACGAUGUGACACCCGAAAACCCAAGGUUUACGUUCUCGGAUCAUGCAGUCGCCACAGUUUGGAAAUGGCUUGCUCGGCGGACUGAUAUAUCCAUUGGGCCUGAUCGACAAUACAACCGGUUAACAUUCCCAGAGGCGCUGGCGCUGGACAAACUUCAUGAUGGUCACGGCAUUCGAAUUCACGCCUCCCAGGAGACGAUGUGGGAGGCUAUCACUGGACAUGCGGUAGAUUACAAGCGCGUUCCUCGGUCCGAAUGGCUUCUACUUCUUGGCAUCGCUUCGACAAAAGCACGCGGAAUACUGCAAGGUGAUCUUGGCCGCCUGGUCGACCAAGACAAGCGUUCAGUACCGAAGCGAACGGAUGCACUGGUCAAGAAAGGUUAUAUUACCAAGCGUACAACACUUGUAAGGGGAACCAAAACCAGCAAAAUGUGGCUCAAGCUCUUCGCCCCUCCGCUGCCGAAAGAUGGGAGCGCAGCCACAGAGCCGGAGGCGGAGAUGAAUCUUUCUCGCCAGGUCCUAGCCAUCGACCUUGACGCUGUUCCCUGGCACACAAGAUGGACAGGGGAAUCUGUUGAUUAUACGGCUCUCGCAACCACUAUAAUGGCAGUCUGUAAGGAAUGGGGUGUUCUACGCAUGCAAGACCUGAAAGCCAAGUUGGGUGUCCUCGGCAUGCGAUGGCAAAUGAAGGUAGUUUCCAAAGUUUGCCGGUUCUUGAAUGCGCGGGACGCGAUUCGGUACGUGGCAGCGAAGCUGAACAACAAAGUGUUCAAUGACUGCGUCCAGUUCAAUCGUGAUCUCACUGCGAAGGAUUGGUCUAUAUUUCUAGCUACUGGAAAGCGGGCCGGGAAGCCCGCGAGGACAGGCGAAUCCUACAACCAAGAAAGUCACGAUGCUACUGAGUCGUUUAUGGAACCGAUUGCUUCCUCGAAGUGCCUGACCGUCGCGCCGGCAUGGUCAGCUGAUCAACCGUUGGCCAUUGCCAUUACGAAGAAUAUCAUGGCAUGCGGUGAUACCGGGUUGACAAAUCCCGACGUAUAUGGGCUUACGCUAGGUGUAUCUUUCACACGUUUCCUAUCGUCUUUGACAACAUGCCUCUCUACGCCGAAUAUCCAGCCUGUUCAACUGCAGCACCUACAAGUGAUCAGUGAGCACUCUAGAGCUGGGAAAGUUGCGUCGUACAGAUACUCGCUGCCCCCUGUUCCACAGGCUACGGACUGGAUGCUUCAUGUGGAUGCUUUGCCAGCUGGAAUGGAACUGCCCGACGACGAGAACCCGACUGGUAUACGCCCGCCGUAUGGUUUCGACCAGGAAGCAUCCGCUGGGGGCUCAAAGCUGGCUAAUCUUAGCCAAGCUACAUUAUCUCAACGGAAGCAGAGAGGCAGGCCUCGAAAGAUCAGGCCAGAGCAUCAGAGUGAGCGGAAUGAAGACGAUGAAAUGCAACAGACGCCUGAAGCAGAGGUUGCGUCCACGACCGAAGGCCAACCCCAUUCGAAUUCAGUAAUGGUUAAGCUAAAGGUGCCCCGUGAUAUUCUCAAGCAGCUCAUGGAACCCGAGCUAGUAGAAGCGACUACAGAUAUUCAUACAGGCGACAAUCUUCCAGGCGCGACUGCAUCGUCGCCACCUGAUUCGUAUCUGCCCAUAGGGAGCACUCACUCUGCAGGCCGCGGACGAGGACGAGGACGAGGACGGGGACGGGGACGUGGGCGAGGACGUGGGCGAGAUCGGGGUUCUCACCCUUUUGGCGAUGAGGGGCGGCUUAGGACUCCCACCGAUGACGCGACGAAACUCAAGGGAUGGAAAUGCGAUCAAUGUGGUAAGACUUGGAAGAAUGAUAUCGGCCUCAAAUAUCACCUGGAGAAGUCUCAAACUUCAUGUAACCCAUCCUUUAGCCCUGCCAAUAUUGACGGGUCUCGCCGGGAGGCGAGAUCUGCUCUCCGAUCAACCAGCGCAAUUAAGUCAACUGAUGAUGCCCAUGCAGCCCCGGCUCUAGGGACGAGAUCCUCAGGUCGAAAGACAAUGGCUAAAGCCGUUGAAGACAGGCGGGAUAGGGAAAGGAGAGAAAGAGGGCGGGACGAUGAAGAAUCUUCAAUAUCCGAAACAUCGCCAACGGAACACAGAUUCAAUGGUGGUAAAUAUCGGCUGAACACGCCAUCUCCGACUACUCCAAGAGUGAAAGAGAAAGAAAGCUAUGCUUUGAGUCGGUCAUACGUUAAUCAACCAACUCCGGAGCAUAGAAAGGCCUUGAAGCUAUCGUCUGUUCCCCACGAGCAUGUUGGGUCUCUACUGGUUGACAUGAGACAACCGUGUCAAACAUUCGACUUCAAGAAUCGGGACUAUCCUGCCAAUGAGCUCGAAACCUAUCCUUACGCCGCUCUCAAUCCGGACGAAAUCCAAUCACGUCCAACCCCGCCAUUGCCCUUCGAAGAUAUGAGCACUUCAGGAGAUCGGGACGACCAUCGCGAGCCCAUGUAUGAGGCAGCCGGGACGGCGUCUCACACAACAAAGACAGAUACAGGAACCGUAAGCAGCCAGCAACGCCAUGACUCCGGGUUGGGCAACAGAGGAAUGGAAGUCCAAAGCAAAAAAGCCCCCCGAAUCGGGAUCACCGAUCAAAUCUCCACGUUGCUCAUGGAUAUGCUUCGGGAGCGAGAUGGAGUCCUUCCUGGAGGGCAUUCCCUUUGGCACGCUGUCACCACUCUUUGGAACCAACGUUAUCCUGGCAAGCCAGUACCGAAAACAAAGGACUUUCAAUGGGCUUUAAGUCGAAUGCUGAAAGCUAAAUCGGUACUGGAGCAUUGGCAUGGCUUUCAGGAUCAGAGCGGCCUCUUCUCCAAAUGUCAAAUCCUCACGCUGCCACAUCUUGAUGCGUUCUCUGCGGAAACAUUGGCCGUGGUCGACAAAAUCAAACAACGGCACCCUCAGCCCUUCAUACCUUCGCCCUUUCACACUCUCGACAAUGUGGUUGAAUAUGGAGAGAAGAAGGAGAAUCGGCGAGGACGUCGAGUUCUUGCCGGCGAGGUUGCGCAAUUGGACGCUCCGGUCUAUGCAGCUCAAUCUUCAUCUAAAAGGCCUCAUGGAGUUUUGAGUGACACAACUCCAAAUAAGCGAAGGAAAUUUACUCAGGCCAGUACAAAGAGCCCAAGCUGUGCAUCUCUAUCCGCGCCCUCGAAUGACGAGUAUCGAGCAAGAUGGGCUUCAAACAGCUGGCUCUCUGGGAAGAGGAUGGAUCCCCCGAAUGGCAACAAACACAACGAGGUUCACACCACUCACGAAGUCAAGAUACAAUUCCUGGCUCCAAAUUCCUUCCUGGAAGACGACUGGUGUGCUGGCGAUCACGAAGCAUCGCUAGGAACAACACCGUCUUCCAGAUGGACUCGCACGAAUACUCCUCUUCAAGGUUCACCAACCGCUCAAGGAGCAGAAUUCGCCAUGGCGAAUGGUGUGCGACGGAUUUUAGGCCAUCAUGGAAGCUGGCCAUACCUCGGGCUGCCCUUUUUUGAGGAGAAGAGCAGUAACGCCAGCUUCACGCUGUGCGGCUGGAUGCCGGAUCCGAAGUGGUUCUUUUGGGCUGAUAUGGUACAAGACCUUGACAAACGACUUUCCGCAAAUGAAAGUGGAAGGUCAAACGGUGCUGUCAGCGCUGAAGCUGCUUAUGACAGCUUUAUGAAGUGCCUGAUCGACUGUCUCGAUCUGGAGCUGAACCGGGCGGAGCAAUUCACCAGCGCGCUGCCUCUGGCUGCUGGUCCAUAUAACCUAUUUGUCAAUCUUUCGGCCGGAGUAGGAACUAGUAGCUCCCCUCUUGGUAUAGAGUGGCGGCAGCAAGAGCACCUAACCCCUCUGUCAUUUGACAGAAGUGUGUUCACACCAGGAGCCUUGACAUCAAGUGAUGACGAAGAAGAUUCCGAGUUCGGCUCGGAUACAUCUGUCAUGGGAUAUGCAAGGCGCCCUUUGAUUGUUGGCGAAGCUACAAAAUCGAAGGUCAAACGCGUGGCUUUGAUAACCCGCCCACUUACGUCCAUCUCUCAAAAGGGUACGGAUCGAAAGGAGAGUUCAAAAGCGUUAGAGACAGUGGACGGCCAGCCAGUCAGCCAAGAACACCUCCUAGCCGCCUUUGUCAUUGUUCGAGUCUUGCUGGGAGGCGCUGAUAAAGCUAUCGACUGGGGCAUUCUACUUCACAUCUUCCCGAAUGCCCGACUGGCCAGCUUGCGUAAAUUCUGGGCCAUUGCAUGCAAGGAACAGGGCGCGUACAUAAAGAAGUUCACGCGAGAUGUCCAGCAACGGCUGAUUGAGGCCUUUGAAAGCCAGGAACUGCCCAUGAUUGACUUUGAAGACCCAACUGACUACGAUUGGCAGACGCUUAUCAAAUGGGCGUCAGGAUUAUCUCGCCAGGAGGGCUAUCAAAUUCCAGAGACGAGAGAGCUUCUGGCUCACCGUUUUUCACUGGUAACCAGCAAGUCUGGCGAGCAAGACUGGUGUGAGAGAUAUUUCCACGCCCAAUCGUCAAUAUUUUCCCGGUUUGAGGCGGUCACAUCAGAACCCGGAGCAGUCCCCGUUAACCCUGAAUACGAUACCAAUCUCGGCAAAGCAGACGUCGCGAGGUCGUGGAUCAAGUCGCUUUGCUGCACCGGCGAAGCGAAAUACUCGGUGCGGAAAAUCCGGGAAAAGUUUCUAACCCUUUCAAGGGAAGAAGGCACAGGACAAGGCUCUCUGCUACUCAAGCAGGCAAUUGAUCAACUCACGGCCGAGAGAGUCAUCUGCAGGAGCAAGAAGACGCCGCUUGGGGGUCGUCCGUACCGGCUAAGUGAAUGGUAUCUGUCAACGCUCAACAGGGUAGCGCAACGUUCAAAGUAUGAAGAAGCAGCAGCGUUCAAAAUGCAGAUGGAUGCCGUCUUUCGGAAAAGGGAGGCCUUCGAGGUUCCAUAUACGCUGGAUGAUGGUUCUAUGAUGGCCUUGACAAAUUUGAAUGCUGCUGCAAGAAUCAAAAUUGUCCCCAUGGACAUACCGAACAUUCCCCUAGGAUUCGAACCGGGCAACUACGAAAGCCGAAAGUACCCCAAAUCUUACUAUCACUUCCGACUCCAAGCCGUGCCCACAGAGGAGUACCAAUUCAGCGAGGACAUUGCCGUUUUGCAAGCUGUAGUGCAGGAAGGCCUACCCUCUACAACCUCGAAGGGAGAAAUUCCUCAGUGGAUCGACUUUUUCGGGGAGAAGGAUACCAAAAGGUGGUCCGACAUUCUAGGAGCCUUUUGUUUUACUUAUGCCACUAAAGGGCCCAUGGCUGUGAGGGACGUUUGCAACUCUUUGAGGCCCAUCUUGGACGAGUUCGAGGCAGAGCUCAUUAUCGACUGGGGCCUGAAAACCGGCGUCUUCGAAGAGGCCAUGGGCGGAGUAUGUGUAACUGUCGGAGAGUGGUGGUGGCUAGCCGUACCGUGGCAAUACAGCCGAUAA